CAAUAGUGAUUUGAAAAAACAUCUCAAAUCAGAUUUUGACAUCAUUCGCUUCUUAAAACAUUUUGAAAGGGCUGUGCAAGGAAAAAGAAACAAGGAGCUAGAUGCAGAAUUUGAAGCUACUAAAAAACUGCCUAGAAUAGGGAUGGAGACUCCUAUGUUGUUGCAAACAAGCGAAGCUUACACACCGACCAUAUUUGAAGCAUUCAAAUCUGAAUAUAGAAGAUCCAUGGCUGCAUGUAGUAGAGCAUUGGAUGGAGAUAAUACAUAUGCUGUUACAAUUGUGAGGGCUAAUGGUGAUUUGAGUUCCGAACUAGAGCGCAUAGUUGUCGGUGAUCCCUUGGAGCAAACGGCUUCUUGUAGCUGUUUUCAGUUUAAAAGGACCGGAGUAUUGUGUGCGCAUGCUUUAAAAGUUCUUGACUUGAUGAAUAUCAAGUUAUUGCCAAACCAUUAUCUUUUAAAGAGAUGGACCCGAGAAGCAAAAUCUGGAACUAUACAAGAUACCAAAGGAAGGGAUAUAAUUGAAGAUCCAAAAUUGGAUGCUAUGUUGCGGUACAAGUUUGUUUCUCACAAAUUUCAUGAUUUUGCAAGUGAAGCCGCAAGCGAUCCGGAAUGUAUCUUGUUGGUGGACAAUGCAUUGGACAUCCUUGCCAAGCAAGUACGGGAAAAACUGAGGAUAUCUAGAAGUAUUUUGAGUGAAUCCUCUAAUGUGCAGCCUAAUGUUCAACAAGAUGAGGGUUUGCUUAGUUCUGCACGCCUCAAGAAAAAAGAGGUUCAACCGAAAAGUUCAAAGAGACAUAAACCUUGGAUCGAGAAGACACGCAAGUACAAAAAGAAAGACCCAAAGGAAUCUAGCCAGCAAGAGAAAGAGAAUCAAGUUGGUGGAGAAACUCAAGCAACAACUGAAAAUGCUAAUAAUGCCAGCAAUGCAUUCAGGAGCUACACAGACUUGCUAAUGGGUUCUAAUGGAAUUGAUGAUAUGGAUUUUGGAGAUCUUCUUUAGGUUCCUAUUUCAUGACAAGAAGAAGAUAGUCCAUCUUCUUCUUUUGGCCUGAAUAUGUUCAGCUUGAAGAAAUUUGUGAAAAACACUGCAAAAUGGUGUUCUUUUGUGUAGAACCUGCAGCUCUAGUACUAUAUUUUGUUGGAGGUUAUUAUGGUUAUUUGUAUCAUGACUAAUGUUUGUAUUCUGGUUGAUUUUGGUUGAAUUCUGGUUGAAAACGGAGUAUUUUUACAGGUUUCUAUCCA
This is a messenger RNA of Triticum dicoccoides, 1242 nucleotides long. RefSeq names its product protein FAR1-RELATED SEQUENCE 5-like. Bases 143 to 1000 code for a protein of 285 amino acids. Gene Ontology annotation, molecular function: zinc ion binding. The transcript has 3 exons. The record is from RefSeq and is a predicted model, not a curated record. Lineage: Eukaryota; Viridiplantae; Streptophyta; Magnoliopsida; Poales; Poaceae.